UCCUCUUCAAAGUCGGGCAACUCCGGCAAGCGUGGUCUUGCGUACAACGACGCCAGCCUGUGCUCUGCCUUCAAGGGAUCCAAUGAAAUCUCGUGGGCUUACAACUGGGGAGCCUCUACCGCUCCUCUGAACCUGCCUGGUGUAAAGUACAUCCCCACCAUGUGGGGCAACAAGCCUGACUUCACCAACGGCUGGGCCGACAAGGCCAAGGCUGCCAUUGCUUCCGGCUCCGACGUCAUCUUCUCCUUCAAUGAGCCCGACCACCCAGAACAGGCCAACAUGAGCCCUGCUCAAGCCGCCGACAUGUACCGCAAAUACAUGAACCCCCUCGCUGGUCAGGGUGCCAAGCUCUGUGCUCCUUCCGUCACCAAUGGUGUCAAGAACGCCGACGGUUCUCCAAUGGGUCUCCCCUGGCUCAAGGAAUUCCUCGCGCAGUGCACGGACUGCAAGAUCGACUGCCUCAACAUCCACUGGUAUGACAGCGCGAGCAACGUCCAGUACUUCAAGGACCAUGUCACUGAAGCUCACGCCCUCGGAAACGGCCAACUGCCCGUCUACGUGAGCGAGUUCGGCGCCACUGGCAACCCUGCCCCCAGCGACGUCUCCACUUUCCUGAAGGCCGUCAUGCCCUGGAUGGACAGCCAGUCGUUCGUCUCUGGUUACGCCUACUUCAUGGUCGCCAACGGCAACUUGCUGAACGGUCUCGUCCCUUCCCUGUUCGGUAGCACUUACAUGAGCAGCUCCUAG
This is a messenger RNA of Dissoconium aciculare CBS 342.82, 747 nucleotides long. RefSeq names its product glycoside hydrolase family 128 protein. Lineage: Eukaryota; Fungi; Ascomycota; Dothideomycetes; Mycosphaerellales; Dissoconiaceae. The annotation marks the transcript as partial. The transcript has a single exon. Gene Ontology annotation, cellular component: fungal-type cell wall. Gene Ontology annotation, biological process: fungal-type cell wall polysaccharide metabolic process. The record is from RefSeq and is a predicted model, not a curated record.